AUGGGAUUUUUCAAAAAACAAGCUACGCCUGCUGUGCAGGAACCCAAGAGGGACCAUUCACCUAGCAGUGGAGGCUCUGAGUCUCACUCGUCCGAGGAAAAGGUCACUGUACUUGCUUGUGCUUUGGGAGCUGUUGCUUCCAUUGGUGGUUUCAUCUUCGGAUAUGUCAGUGGUCAAAUUUCAGGCUUCUUCUUGAUGCCAGACUAUGCCAGCCGCUUCGGAGAGCUACAGAGCGAUGGAUCAUACACCUUCAGCGCGGCCCGUCAGGGCACAAUCGUUGGUCUCCUUUGUGUGGGCGCACUAUUUGGUGCUUUGAUUGCCGGCAAGAUGGCUGAUAAUAUCGGUCGUCGACUUUCAAUCUCACUGUUCUCCUUCUUCAUCUGCAUUGGAACCAUUAUUGAGAUCUCCUCUUCGUACCACUGGGUUCAGUUUGCCGUUGGCCGUCUGGUCACUGGUCUGAGCAUUGGAGCCCUUUCCGUCGUUGUUCCCAUGUACCAAUCAGAAAGUACCCCGGCUGUCAUCCGCGGUGUCAUCAUCUCAUCGUACCAGCUGCUCAUUACCCUGGGUAUCUGGACAGCUGAAAUGGUCAACUGGGGAACUGAGACCAAGGAUUCUAGCGCCGCUUGGAGAAUUCCCAACGGUCUCUCCUUUGCUUGGGCCCUGGUUCUCGGAGCUGGCAUCUUGUUCCUCCCUGAAAGUCCUCGAUAUGCCUACAGCCGCGGUCGUGUUGAUGAGGCUCGCCAGACUAUUGCACGACUCUCUGGUCUCUCACCCGACUCCGACAUUGUCAACCACCAGAUCGCCGAUAUUCAGGCAAAGAUUGACGAGGAGAGCAAGGAUGUGAAUGAUUUCCGUUGGACUGAGAUCUUCACUGCCCCUCGCAUGCUCUACCGCACAGUCCUGGGAGUUGUUCUUGGUGGAGGCCAGCAGCUUACCGGUGCCAACUUCUUCUUCUACUUUGGUACUACCGUCUUUGCUGCCACCGGUAUCAGCAACAGCUACACUACUCAGAUUAUCUUGGGUUCAGUCAACGUAUUCUGCACAAUCAUUGGUCUCUGGGUCAUUGGCCGCUACGGUCGACGCAUUAUUCUCAUCGUUGGCGGCCUCUGGAUGAUGAUGUGCUUCCUUGUGUACGCGUUCGUCGGCCACUUCGCACUCGAUCACGAAAACCCCUUGAACACCCCCAAGGCUGGAUCUGCUCUGGUUACAUUCUCCUGUCUUGCUAUUGCCGCCUUCGCCAUCAGCUGGGGACCGUUGGUUUGGGCUGUUAACGCAGAGCUGUACCCUGCUCGAUACCGAAGUCUCUGCAUGGGUAUCGCCACUGCUUCUAACUGGUUCUGGAACUUUUUGAUCUCAUUCUUCACUCGAUUCAUCACUGACGAUAUUGACUACUUCUAUGGUCUCAUCUUCGCUGGAUGCUGCGCGGCUCUCGUGCUCAUCGUCUUCUUCUUUGUCAUCGAGUCCAAGGAUCGAACCCUCGAAGAGAUCGACAUGAUGUAUGUUCAGCAUGUGAACCCCAUCACUUCGAGCAAAUGGGACUCCGCCAAGUACCGCGAUGAGCUGAGGAGGGGCGGCGAUGCGAGAGACAACGUUCACGACCACGUUCACGAAGAAGCCGAGAAAUAA
Messenger RNA from Trichoderma harzianum CBS 226.95, 1626 nucleotides. RefSeq lists its product as hypothetical. Gene Ontology annotation, biological process: transmembrane transport; carbohydrate transport. The record is from RefSeq and is a predicted model, not a curated record. The transcript is spliced from 4 exons. Lineage: Eukaryota; Fungi; Ascomycota; Sordariomycetes; Hypocreales; Hypocreaceae. The coding region runs from base 1 to 1626 and encodes 541 amino acids. Gene Ontology annotation, molecular function: carbohydrate:proton symporter activity. Gene Ontology annotation, cellular component: plasma membrane.